AUGCCUCGUCGCCGCUUCCCCUUGGCGGGCACGGUCACCGCCGUGGCGCUCCUUCUCGCCGUCGUCGUCGUUCUGGCCAGCGCGACCGCGCCCGCCGACGCCAAGACGACGAGCCUGGCGUCGAGCUUCCUGGAGCCGCACAACGCGGCGCGGCGCGCGGUGGGGGUGCCCGCGCUGCGGUGGGACGAACGCCUGGCGGCGUACGCGCGUUGGUACGCGGCGGCGCGGGCCGGCGACUGCAAGCUGGAGCACUCGCACGGGCGCGACGACUACGGGGAGAACCUCUUCCGCGGGAGCGGCGGCGCCGGGUGGACCCCCGCGGCCGUGGUGGGCGCCUGGGUCCAGGAGCGCGCGAUCUACGACCCCGCCUCCAACUCCUGCCGCGGCGGCGGCGGCGCGUGCGGGCACUACACCCAGGUCGUGUGGCGCCGCACCACGGCCGUCGGGUGCGCGAUGGCGCCCUGCGCCGGGGCACGCUUCACGUUCGCCGUGUGCAGCUACAGCCCGCCCGGCAACUACGUGGGGAUGAGGCCCUACUGA
Molecule: messenger RNA, 540 nt
Organism: Miscanthus lutarioriparius
Lineage: Eukaryota; Viridiplantae; Streptophyta; Magnoliopsida; Poales; Poaceae
Source: the annotation of a GenBank genome assembly